UUCAAAGCUCACCCACUUACUUCAGGAUUCUCUAGGAGGAGAUUCGAAGACCCUCAUGUUUGUACAAAUCAGUCCUAACGAGAAAGACAACAGCGAAACGCUAUGCUCACUGAAUUUUGCUAGUAGAGUUAGAGGGAUAGAGCUGGGGCCUGCAAAGAAGCAGCUAGACAAUACUGAACUCUUGAAAUACAAGCAAAUGGUUGAGAAAUGGAAGCAAGAUAUGAAAGUAAAAGACGAACAGAUGAGGAAAAUGGAGGAAACGAUGUUCGGUUUAGAAGCGAAGGUCAAGGAACGAGACAUUAAGAACAAAACUCUUCAAGAAAAGGUUAAAGAACUUGAAUUGCAACUGCUAGUAGAGAGGAAGCUGGCUCGUCAACAUGUAGACACCAAGAUUGCUGAGUAUCAGACGAAACAACAGAACGGAGAUGAAAACAUCCCAUCAAAGAGGCCACCACUUGCAACCAUACCGUUGGGAAGCAACAAGAGCUCAAAUGAAACCUCAACUUCGAAAGAAAUGGUGAAUCUAAACCGACCGCCACUCUCAGAGAGCACCACCACCAGCAAUGAUCUACCGCCUUUACCUAACGGUUGCGUCAAGUACAACGACCUCAUGGAGAAGGAGAACAACAAUCCAGAAAUGGCUGAGCGGUUGCAAAUAUCCAAGAGUACAGGGAGAUUCUCCGUUUGUCCAAAGCGUAUUCUACCACCUCCAGCUCCAAGAAGGAGCACUCUUGCCCCUAUGCCAUACUUUCCAAUCACAUCAACUUCGCCAUCAAGGCCUCAUGAAAAGAGCGGCACUAGCCAGGUGCUACGCAUCAGCCCCAAGUUGCGUAAAAGCAACGGGAAGAUGCUGAGCAGCAUACUGAGACGGAGCAUGCAAAAGAGAAUGCAUAUGAAACCUUACCAGAGACAGCAGCCGUUGAGAAGAGUUGGCAUUAAUGUAGGAAUGGAGAAAGUUAGGUUGUCUAUAGGAAGCAGAGGAAGGUUAGCUCACAGAGUUUUGCUAACCAAUGCUCGCAAGGCAGGUCUAAAGGAAACACCACUGAAACAGAUACAGAAGGAGAAAGAGAGAUGGAUCUGACCUUAGGACAUAACUUCUCAUCCAGUUAGAAUUAUUCGAGGAUGAUUGACACUUUAUCAUCCUCAUGUGUUGUUUGUGGAUUUGAUUUGAUCCUACUGUAUAGAUGUAUUUGAUUGGCCCUUGUGAGUACAUUGUAAAUGAUUUUAUUGGGAGUCUAGUUGGUUUUCAUUAA
Molecule: messenger RNA, 1253 nt
Organism: Brassica oleracea var. oleracea
Lineage: Eukaryota; Viridiplantae; Streptophyta; Magnoliopsida; Brassicales; Brassicaceae
Exons: 4
Coding region: 56-1081 (341 amino acids)
Biological process (GO): microtubule-based movement
Molecular function (GO): microtubule motor activity; ATP binding; microtubule binding
Source: RefSeq, a predicted model, not a curated record